GCCAGGCACAGGAUGCAUGCACCGAGCACCAGAGCAAAGAUGUCCAGCAUCUUUGCCUAUCAGAGCUCUGAGGUGGAUUGGUGCGAGAGUAAUUUCCAGCACUCGGAAUUGGUGGCCGAGUUCUACAAUACGUUCAGCAAUGUGUUCUUCCUCAUCUUUGGACCUCUCAUGAUGUUCCUCAUGCGCCCUUACGCCCAGCAGCGUUCCCGAGGUAUUUAUGGAGUGUCAGCCCUCUUCAUGGUCAUAGGUCUCUUCUCCAUGUAUUUCCACAUGACACUCAGCUUUGUGGGGCAGCUGCUGGAUGAGAUCUCCAUCCUGUGGUUGCUGGCUAGUGCAUACUGCGUGUGGCUGCCCCGUUGCUACUUCCCCAAGUUCGUCAAGGGAAGCAGGUUCUACUUCAGCUGUCUGGUAAUCAUGACCACUAUUAUCAGCACCUUCUUGACGUUCCUGAAGCCUACAAUCAAUGCAUACGCCCUCAACAGCGUUGCCAUACACAUCUUCUACAUUGUGCGGAAAGAGUACAAGAAGAUUAGGGAUGAAGAUCUUCGGCAUAUGAUUGCGAUUUCUGUGAUCUUGUGGGCCGCUGCCCUGACCAGCUGGAUCAGUGACCGUGUACUUUGCAGUUUCUGGCAGCGGAUUCACUUCUCCUAUCUGCAUAGCAUUUGGCAUGUCCUCAUAAGCAUCACUUUCCCUUAUGGUAUCGUGUCCAUGGCCCUGGUGGAUGCCAAGUAUGAGAUGCCAGAUAAAACCCUCAAAGUCCACUACUGGCCCCGGGACAGCUGGCUCAUCGGGCUACCCUAUGUGGAGAUCCAGGAGAAUGACAAGAACUGCUGAGCUCUGCUGUAGUCUCUGCUCUCCGACCAGCCACCCAGCCUCCUGUGUUCUGGGGACACAGGGCAGGAUCAGGCUUUCAGCGGGCACACUUACAGGCCUGAUACCCAUGCUCCUUGUCCUGCUCUGUUGGCACAGAAUGGACUUACUUGUAGCUCAGGGUACUACUUUGGUGACAGUACCCUGGGCAGGGGCUGUCUGGUGUGUGGAAUGACUGUCAUGUGUCCUACUUCUGCCUAUGAGACCACAGCUUCUCCAUGGCCACUGAUGUGGUGGGUGGAUGGGUGUGUGGCUGAUACACCACCUGCUUGAAGCA
Molecule: messenger RNA, 1147 nt
Organism: Arvicanthis niloticus (Nile rat)
Lineage: Eukaryota; Metazoa; Chordata; Mammalia; Rodentia; Muridae
Gene: Acer1
Product: alkaline ceramidase 1
Biological process (GO): ceramide catabolic process; sphingosine biosynthetic process
Cellular component (GO): endoplasmic reticulum; membrane
Molecular function (GO): N-acylsphingosine amidohydrolase activity
Source: RefSeq, a predicted model, not a curated record